AUGAUCGAUACAGACUUAAGUGGGGAAAAGUAAUAUCUGAGUGAAAUUUACAACAAAAUUGUCUGUAGCGGUUUCUCCGUUCGUAGACCUAUUGGUCUGUAUUUAAAGGAAUAUCUACUUCAAACUAACGGUUCGAUGACCAAGGAUUUCAUACAAAAAGAAACCUCGUUGAAAAACCCGUUACUGGCGAGCCAUAGAUUAAGAAUGGUGAGAGGGGUAGUGUCCGGUCAACGCUCUUACCUGGUUAAUGUAUAUAAGAGACGCGGUUCGAACGAUGUUCACGGCAGAUCAACGGUAGACAUGUUCGGCAAGAUAGUUUUGAUUCUUUCGGUUAUGGCUCUGGUCAGAGCCCAGAUACCCAGCCUGGGUUUCUGUCCAGAUUACAUACCGAUGGCCAACUUUGACAUGAACAAGUUUCUGGGUAUCUGGUUCGAAGCUGAAAGAUACUUCCAACUGACAGAAGUAGUGUCACGAUGCGUAAUGGUAAAUUAUUCAUUGAGUACUGAUGGUAAAUUCCGAGUCACCAAUGAAGUCACAAAUAGAUUCACAGGAAUUAAAAGAAUACUAGAGGGUGAGAUUAAGAAAGCUGCCUCAAAAGCCGAAGAAGGAAAACUUACUGUGAAAUAUUCGUUGCCAUUGAGUCCUGAGACUAAGUAUUCAGUGCUUGAAACAGAUUACGAUAGUUAUGCGGUUCUGUGGAGUUGUUCUGGUAUUGGUCCAUUCCGUACACAAAAUGCUUGGGUUAUGACCAGAGAAAGACAAGCACCAGGGACAGUCUUACAAAAGGCAUACGCAGUCCUGGAUAAAUACCAGAUCUCCAAAAUGUUCUUCGUGAAAACAGACCAAGAAGACUGCGCCUACUUAGAAGCAUCAGAAGCACAAAACGAUGAAACUUCCGAAGAAACUCCACAAAAAGAUACAGAAAACGUCAGAACUGCUUUAACACCAGACGCACCAGAAGCUAUGCUCGAAAUGAAGAACACGAAAGAAGACGAAAAAACCGUAGCGAAGAAACCUCAAAUCACGGAAAAUCUGAAGAAAAAACCUAUUAACACAGUUCCCGAACGAAUCAUGGAAGUGGCUGAUACUAUGAAACAAGAUGCACCAAUAAACGAUGCAAAAAUAAAAAAUGAGAAUGUUGGUGAGGCGAUGCCAGAAAAAAUGAACGAAAAUAUGAAACAAGCAGAGACAACCGCUAUUUGGGAAAGUGGUAUGAGAUCGAGAAGUACUUUGCAUUCUUCGAGUUCGGUGGGAAAUGCGUAACUGCUACUUUCAAUGUAACAGACGACAGCAACUCGAUCAACAUUUUGAAUAAGCAGAUAUCUUCUUUAACUGGAGUUUCUUCAAGUAUCGAAGGUGUUGGGAAACCUGUUCUUAAAGUGGAAGAAGCAAAAUUGAGUGUUUCGUUCCCGAGUAUGCCUCUUCCGAUAGAUGCACCUUAUUGGAUUCUCGAUACCGACUAUGCAACUUAUGCUGUCGUAUGGAGUUGUUCGAAUUUCGGUGUAUUCAGUACGAGGAACGUUUGGAUUUUAGCAAGAGAACCAAAGCCACCGGUUUCUGUUUUAGAGAAAGCUUAUCAGAUAUUGGACAAAAAUAACAUAAGUAGAGCAUAUUUCAUUCGUACGGAUCAGAAGAAUUGUCCUAUAGGGAACUGA
Heterotrigona itama is the source of this 1655-nucleotide messenger RNA. The record is from the annotation of a GenBank genome assembly. Lineage: Eukaryota; Metazoa; Arthropoda; Insecta; Hymenoptera; Apidae.